Messenger RNA from Nycticebus coucang (slow loris), 745 nucleotides. It is a transcript of the gene CLEC19A, whose product is annotated as C-type lectin domain containing 19A. The transcript is spliced from 5 exons. Gene Ontology annotation, molecular function: signaling receptor activity. Bases 1 to 561 code for a protein of 186 amino acids. NCBI's taxonomy places the organism in Eukaryota, Metazoa, Chordata, Mammalia, Primates, Lorisidae. The record is from RefSeq and is a predicted model, not a curated record.
AUGCAAAGGUGGGGGUUCUGGGCUGCAAUUUCCCUGACCCUCCUCUCUGUCCAGGCCUUUCCACAAACAGACAUCAGCAUCAGUGCAGCCCUGCCAGAGCUGCCUCGGCCUGCCCUGUGCCCCCUGUUCUGGAUGGAGUUCAGAGGUCACUGCUAUAGAUUCUUCCCUCUCAAUAAGACCUGGGCUGAAGCCGACCUCUACUGUUCUGAGUUCUCUGUGGGCAGGAAGUCCGCCAAAUUAGCCUCCAUCCACAGCUGGGAGGAGAAUGUCUUUGUAUAUGAUCUGGUGAACAGCUGUGUUCCUGGCAUCCCAGCUGACAUCUGGACAGGCCUUCAUGAUCACAGACAGGAAGGGCAAUUUGAAUGGACUGAUGGCUCAUCCUAUGACUACAGCUACUGGGAUAGGAACCAGCCAGCUGACGGCAUCCAUGCAGACCCAGAAGAGGAAGACUGCGUGCAGAUAUGGUACCGGCCUACCAGUGCUCUGAGGUCGUGGAAUGAUAACACCUGCAGCCAGAAGUUCCCCUUUGUCUGCAAGAUCCCAUCUCCAACCAUGCAUUGAUCCAGCCAGUCUUGCCCUUCUGGAGUGAGCUUAACUCCAGAAUCACCUUGUAGUUGUGCCUGGUGUAGACUUGAUAUUGAAUAAAUGUAAAAACACACAUGGGAGGUAAAUCUCUCAGACAGAGAUUUUAAACAAGUAAAUCUCAAUUACAAGGAGAUCAGAAACCCAACUCAAGCUGGCUUAA